AUGCGCCUCGUUGGUCCGCCAUGGUUGGCCUGCCGCGCAAUAAUGUACGCUGCUGCGCAGGCGCCAAAACCGCGGCGCGUUACAUCGGCGCUCCGUGCCUGCAGGCGCCAUGGCUGGCUGCCGCCCCCGAAAGCCUUUACCACGUGCCGCACCCUUCUAUCAUUCGCAAUGCCCGCUCGCGCGGGGCGCGUAAGUACCAUGAGCAAGCGCGCAUGUGGUCGCGGGCUUCAGAGCUCAAUGUUAGAAGAGCCGGGUAGUCGUGUCAGGACUGAUCUUUGCCUGCUUAGCACCUACACCGAGGUUUGA
Messenger RNA from Amoebophrya sp. A120, 306 nucleotides. NCBI's taxonomy places the organism in Eukaryota, Dinophyceae, Syndiniales, Amoebophryaceae. The record is from the annotation of a GenBank genome assembly.